AUGGCGUCUAAUCAAAGGUUUACUGUUGAAGAGGCUUUGGAUACUAUUUUUGGCGACAGUGACUCUGAAAUGGAAGAAGAAGCAAGUGGUUCAGAAAGCGAAAGCGCCAGUGACACUGAAAUCAACAUGGAAUCGGCUUCUGAAGGUCAAAUGGAGAAUAGCAUUGAUGAUUUCGACACAGACAUGUCAGCCGACGAGGAAAAUUUGCAGCGAGCACGAGGAGCUAGACGUGGUAUCACUCGUGAGCGAGAAAUAGAGUGGGAAUUUUACGAGGAUAUUGAUCCGUUCGAGUCCACAUGGCUUCAAAAUUUUGACAAAUGGCCGGGAAUACUUGUUGAUGCAUCUAAUUAUGUCCCAGUCGACUUUUUUUAUCUCUUCUUCCCAAAUGAAGCUUUUGAACUGAUUUCAAGGGAGAAAAACAGGUAUGCACAACAGUAUUUAGAUACGCCUGCUGAUUUUAAGCCUUGUUCUCGUUUUCGAGCCUGGAAAGACACAUCUCCUAAUGAAAUAAAAGCCUUUUUCGCUUUGCAAAUUGCAAUGGGGCUUUGCCAGAAACCAGCCCAUGCUGAUUAUUGGAGUGGAUUUUGGUUGACAGCCCUGCCAUUUUCAUCUGUGAUGUCACGCAACAGGUUUGAACUGUUACAAGCAUUUCUGCAUUUUAACAAUAUUGACAACCAAAUUGCCAGGGGUGAAGAAGGUUACAAUCCUUUAUUCAAGAUUCAACCUUUGUUGGACAUAGUCAACCCAACUUAUGAAAAGUGGUAUCAGCCAGCACGUGACCUUUCCUUGGAUGAAAGUAUGGUCAAAUUCAAGGGGAGACUAUUUUUUCGGCAGUACCUUCCAGCCAAGCCCACAAGGUGGGGGAUCAAGCAGUUUGUGCUUGCUGAGGCAAAAACUGGCUAUUGCCUGAGGUCCAUUGUCUACACUGGCAAAGCAUCAUUUCCUCAAUAUAAAGGGGUCAGCCUUUCGAAACAGGUUGUUUUGUCAUUAGUGCAAGGAUACGAGGACAAGGGCCACAUUGUUUACAUGGACAAUUAUUAUUCUGCUCCAUCUCUAUUCAAGAAAUUGGAGCAAGAGAACAUUGGUGCCUGUGGAACUGUGAAAGUAAAUCGGAAACAAAUGCCAAAAGAGCUCUUGCCAUCAAGAUUGUCUCUAAAAAAGGGAGAACCGCCUGUUUUUAUGCGUUCAGAUAAUCUUGUUGCCUGUGCAUGGCAAGACACAAAACGUGUUACCUUUUUGAGUACUGUUGAGAAUAAUUUGACAGUAGACAAGGCUGUUAGAAGUAAGAAUGGGGAAGGGGGUUAUAGGGAAGUUGAAAAGCCAGUAAUUGCUGAUCGAUACAAUUCAAACAUGGGUGGGGUCGACACCCUUGACCAAAUGCUAGGCACAUACCAAUUUCCUCACAAGUGUGUCAAAUGGUAUCAUACCCUUUUCCAUAGGGCCAGGGAAAUUGCCCUCGUAAAUGGGUUUAUUCUUUACAAGAAGGCAAACUCCACUAAAAGAGUUAACCCUAAAAAGUUUAGAGAGCAAGAAAUAACUGGGCUUUUGAGGGACUGGAACCCGCCUCAGCCUCAAAAUGGGAGGCCCUCAGAUACCCCAGACCCUCUAAGACUUACUGGACGCCAUUUCCUAGGAAAAAAUGAGAACCCCAAGCAAAAACUUGAUUGA
Messenger RNA from Pocillopora verrucosa, 1668 nucleotides. NCBI's taxonomy places the organism in Eukaryota, Metazoa, Cnidaria, Anthozoa, Scleractinia, Pocilloporidae. The record is from RefSeq and is a predicted model, not a curated record.